Messenger RNA from Asterias rubens (European starfish), 2858 nucleotides. Its product is annotated as kynurenine--oxoglutarate transaminase 3-like. Gene Ontology annotation, cellular component: cytoplasm; mitochondrion. The coding region runs from base 397 to 1773 and encodes 458 amino acids. NCBI's taxonomy places the organism in Eukaryota, Metazoa, Echinodermata, Asteroidea, Forcipulatida, Asteriidae. The record is from RefSeq and is a predicted model, not a curated record. Gene Ontology annotation, molecular function: pyridoxal phosphate binding; L-kynurenine:2-oxoglutarate transaminase activity. Gene Ontology annotation, biological process: biosynthetic process. The transcript has 15 exons.
GAAACUCACACGGAAAACCACAACAAGAAAAACUGCGAAAAGAACUUAUUAAUGUAAUUGUUUUGCGAAUUCAUUCCUUCCAUCCUGCCAUAUUAUCACAGGGCCUAGUCGACAAAUGGUUGCUGAACGAACUUUGCCCUGCUGCAAGAUAAAGACUUACAGUUACAAAGAGGCGUUGCGUUAAAAAAAAUCAUUCACUCGGCCUUCAACAAGCAUGACAAGUUCGUGAUCACCAGCAACAAAAAACAGUUUUCCUUUAAAAGUGUGUGCACUUUUGUUUUGAUUUUGUUCAAACGACUUCUUUGUUAGCAUGCUCAGUUAGCAAUAGCAAUUAGUUUUUCUUUGAGUUUGAUUUGUGAGAGUCAAACGCAUCUUUAACUGUCCACACAAGGGUUAAUGUGUAGAUUACGACCAUUGUUAAGUGACCUCAACGCCAGAAGAGCUGCAAGUUCAACUGUUCUCGCCUGUCAAAAUUGUCAUCGUCGGCAGCAGCUUCGUUGCUUUUCAAAGGAGUCCAAUAUGACGUCUCAUGGACCAGCCAAGAGACUUCAAGGCCAAAAAAAGGAGAGUGUAUGGACGGAAUUUAGCAAGUUGUGCUCGGAGACGAAAGCAACCAAUCUCGGACAGGGUUUCCCAGAUUCUGCAGCGCCGGAGCAUAUACGCAAAGCUUUAGUCGAUGUGGCCAACAGCUCUAACCCUCUUCACUUCCAGUACACCAGAGGCUUUGGCCACAUUCGUCUUGUGAAUGCCAUAGCGGCCCUCUACGGGAAACACAUGAGCAGAAAUAUCGACCCCAUGGGUGAUGUCCUGGUGACCGUGGGGGCUUACCAGUCACUUUUUAAUACCUUCAUGAGUCUUAUCAACCCAGGUGAUGAGGUGAUAAUUAUUGAGCCGUUCUUUGACUGCUAUGAACCAAUGGUCAUGAUGGCACAGGGAACCCCAAGAUAUAUAGCUUUAAAACCGAAAAAUGAGAAUCCUCAGUCUGCCGGUGAUUUUGUGUUGGAUCCUGACGAGCUGGCUGGAAUGUUCAAUGAGAACACAAAAGCAAUUGUUGUCAACACGCCCAAUAACCCGCUGGGAAAGGUGUUCAAGAGAUCUGAACUUGAGAUGAUUGCCAAUCUAUGCAAGAAACAUGACGUACUGUGUGUCAGUGAUGAGGUGUACGAGUACAUGAUUUACCCUGGAAAUGAACACAUCAGAAUAGCCACCCUACCUGACAUGUGGGACAGGACGUUAACCAUUUGCAGUGCUGGCAAGAUCUUCAGUGUAACUGGCUUCAAGCUUGGUUGGACGAUUGCUCCUCCCCACUUGAUGGACAUCCUGAGAACAGUGCAUCAGAACUGCACUUUUAACGCAGCCACACCCCUCCAGGAAGCCCUUGCCAUCAGCUUAGAGCUGGAGCUCUCGCGUCUCAACAAACCGGAAUGCUACCUGGUCAGCCUCGCCAAGGAGCUGGAGGAGAAGAGAGAUAAACUGGCCGCUAUGCUGAGAGAGAUUGGGAUGACACCCAUCAUCCCACAGGGAGCCUACUUCAUGCUGGCUAACGUCUCGCACCUUGAUAUGGAUUUGUCGGAUGCUGGUGAUGGGCGCAGAGAUUACAAGAUUGUGCGCUAUUUGACCAAGAAAGUGGGAGUUGCGACUAUUCCAUGCAGUGCAUUUUAUUCUGAGGCUCACAAGUCAAUCGGAGAGAAGUUUAUUCGUUUCUGCUUCAUUAAGGAAGACCAUACUUUGGAUAAAGCAGCAGAAAAACUCAAGAAGUGGAGAGAUUUGUAGUGGAACCACGGCCUUCGAUGGCAGUAUUAAUUAGGCAAAAAUGAAAAUAUUCACUCGGGCACAGUAAAAAUGGUUUUACUUGUUAGACUUUGUAUAAACUGUUUGCCAUAAUAAUUAUAUAAGUGAAAAUAUUAUAUGCAAUUCUUACAUAGUACUGAAGCACUUAUACUUUGUAUACAAAGCUAUGUGUGGCAUUUAUAAGACCAGGGCUCGAUUUCAUAAAGCACUAAGAUUCAAUCGUUAGAUGAGUUGUCAGUAUAUCGCAUUGUGAUUUGCAUUGUGACAUCACACUUUCAUAGCAACUACGAUUGACUUGCAGUGAAGAUCAAUCGUAGAUCUUUGUGAAAUCGACCCCCGGGGCUCGAUUUCACUAAGUACUAUUAAAGAUUCAUCGUUGGAUGAGUCAUCGUCAGUAUCGCCAUAGUGAUUCGUAUUGUGACAUCACAUUUAGCAAAUACAAUCGAUUUGCAGUUAAGAUCAAUCGUAGCUCUUUGUGAAAUCGGCCCCUGCUGUGUACAGUUACUGCAGCCAGUAUGGUCAGAAAACACAGGGAUAAACCUCUUCUCUGAUUGAUAAGUGGUGAUUUGUGGUAUGUUGUGGAUGGCUGAGAGGUCUGGUUCACUGGACCCGAGAUCUGGUGUUGUGGUCCAGUGUGAGAGUCGAGCCCUGCUCAAAGUUAAGGAAUACACCACCUCUUUUAUUAUUUUAAAUAAAUUUUAGGUCUUUUAAAGACAAAUUAAAGACAGUUGUUAUAAAUAAAAUAAAGUUUUCUCUAUUUCUAUGUUGAUUAUGGGCCUAGAAAUGACCAAUGAGCAAUCUUCUUAUGACCUCUUGCCGAGGGCUCCCUUCUCAGGUGACGACAUGCGCACAAGGUCUAUUAGUGUGUACAAAGCCAGGUUUAAUUCUAUAUAUUAUUGUGUACAGAGGUUAUCCUUGAUUUUUAGAAAUGGUGUAGGCGCAACUUUGAGGGCUAGUUCAAAGUUUAAAGUUUCUGUAAUCCUACUGCAGUUGAUUUCACGAAAUGCUAGGAUUUCGAGUUAGGACAAGUAACGUGUCCUAACUUAGGAUUAAUCUAAAGGUUUAUG